ACUCAGUUCGCGUCGGACCUCCGUCGGAGUAAGAAGAUACAGAGAGGCGCGGUUGUGUCGGAGCGCGAGGAAAAGUUAAGUUUGUUGUGUUUCUCAGCCGCGGCGAUACGCGAUCACCGGAAAUCCGCACGAUCCUCGUGUGUCAAAGUAAUGUUUAAAAAGUUUCAGAAGCAAAGAUAGGCGAAGAGGAGGAUAGAAAGAAAUUAUGUGAAUCCAAAACGUGAUGUGGUGGUUGGUUGGUCAAUAAUAGUAACAACGAUAACAACAACUAUAUCACGUGAUAAACGCGAUACGUCUGCCAAGUGAAUUGUUUUGACGAAAUCCUUUCCGAUCUCGUUGUGCUCAAGAAGAAUAAGAAUGAAAUGAAAUGGCGGAAUAAUAAAGUGAACUUGUGUUAUUCGUUGUUGAGAUAAUAUUUAUUAUUGUAACAAAAUCGCUGUGGCCAAGUCGUCGGGCAGUAAUCAUUGCUUAAAUAAUGCCUGUAACGUGUAAUUAUGAAUGAAAACAACGCCCUUGUGAAUAGUAUACGUAAUUAGGAGAACGUAUACGUGUGUGUAAAUAUAUAAAUACGCAUACGCGUAUAUCGUUUGAUAUACCAAACAAUUAAUCCGUUGAAUUCGAAAGUGAAAAUUAAAAACAUCAGCCGCGUUCCGAACAACGCCAACCGUGUUUAAUAAAUCAGCUUGUGAUAAUCGCUGAUAGUUGUUUGUUCGUCUUCUCUGUAUUUCGUUUUUAUUUUAUCGGUAUCGCCUCUUUUAAAUUCGCAAUCAGCGGGGUUUUUCUCUUCUUCCUCCUCCUGCUGAUGACGAUGAUGAUGAUGAGAUGAUGCUUGUGUGCUACGGCUGUGCGAAAUACGACUACCUAAAGAAUAUAUGAUAAUAAUAAUAGUAAUAAAUCUGGUUAAUUUGCUGAAAAGUGUUGUCGUGUAUUGUUUUUUUUUAUUUUGCUGUUCUCACCGUCGUUAAAUCCAGGAAAUUAUCGUCGUUGCUGUUGUUGGAUCGUUUAAUUAGUGGUUUACUCAUGUGUGAUAAAUAUAUAAGUAAUUAAAUAAAUAUUACACUUAAAUUAAUUGAAGGAAAAUAUUGUAUUCAGUGUUGUGUGAGAUAAGUGACGAGAAAAAGUUUACUGCUUUGGAUUAUAUUGGAUAUAUUACCCCCGUUACACACGCAUCGUCGAUUGCUAACACUGGAUGUUUUUUAUGAUGCAGAAGGAACGCCGAAGUACCUCGGUGCCGGAGGUAGCGCGCACGCGCCCGGUCAGCAGGGCUGGCUAGUAGCCCCGUUGAAGCCCAUUCCCGAGACCCUGCAGGCACACAUCAGAUUAGCAGCAGUCGGCGGGACAUGGAUGUGAGCUUCACUAACGUGUUGGAGGGGGCUCGCCAGUACUUCCAGGGACUUCCCGUACCUAGUACAGCAGGCACGACAUCGUCGACGGAGAACAUCGCAACAUCGACCUCCUCUUCGUACGGUCAUGGCGAUGUCACGGCCUCGGUUUCCGGGCCGACCUCAUCCAGCACCAUCGCGGCUGUUUCGCGCGAGGCCCCCGGGGCCCAGCAGCGGGUCGAACUCGGUUCGCGGGGGCCUGAGGACAGGCAGGACGCGAGCCAGGUGGGCAACUCUUACUGGAACCCACACGGACCCGUCGAACCUUACCCGCCGCAGCCGACCCGCGUCGAGGUUCCCGACACCAGGCCGACGGACGGAACGUGCGUCAGUCUCGAGGCCCCCGCCGGGUCCCUAACCGAGAUGCAGCCAGCCAGCAAGCAGGCCUACGAUCACGCCGCCGCGCACUCCUCCUCCCCCUCCUCCUCAUCACCGGCCCAGCUGCACCAGUUACAACCUCCGAAGGCCUGCUCAACGCCGCCCGUUUAUCAGCAGCUCAACACCGUAUCUAGAACGCCGUACUCGACGGCCGCCGAUAUGCUGCCGGCGCAUUCGUCCUAUCAGGCCGUCGAACGGGCCCCUCCGAGUCCAGCGAUGGUGGCGCCGAGGACGCAGUACUACCCGCGAUAUCAUCACCCCGAAAUCACGAAGAGCACGCCACUGCCGAUGACCCAGAGCUCGACUUACCAGUCUGCCAACGCGGUUCCGAGCUCCGGUGUCGUCCAGCAGUCCGUGACCCGUUCGAGUCCGGCCGAGCAGAGUUGCGCCUUACCACCGGGACCCGGAGCCCAAAGUCACGUUCACGAAUCCCGGGAUCUUCGGAGUCCGGCACUGCGGGGCCACGGCUCGGGCUAUCCGAAUUCGGUGCAGGCGAACGGCGCUCACCAGCAGCACGCCGCCGCGCAGGGUUACACCGUGCGAAACGCGGUUAUUCCUACCUCAAAUCAGCAGCAGCAGCGGCAUCAGCUGCAGCAGCCAGGUUCCGCGGCCUCGUCGUCUGCCGCUGGUAAUCCGGCGGCUCAUCAGGUCGCCGUUCACGGAAACAAUGCUCAUACGCACAUUCCUUCGCCCCAUAACCUUCCGCAGCACAUUCCGUCACCCCAGAAUCCCGCCCGAGUCAAUCCCUCGCCCCUUCAGCAUCACGUUGUUGGCGCCGGUAACGCCGCCGGUUCCACCGGCUAUUGUCCCCGGGUGUCUCCCCACAUGCCACCCCCGAACUCGGUCUACCACUCGCCCUCGCCUCACGAGGCAACUUCCUACCACCCCCCUUCGCCCCACCCUACUAAUAACUCCAGUACCUUUCAGCCUCGGUCACCGACCUAUCCCCCGCCUCCCCAAGCCCCCGCACAGUCUACUCCGCACUCGUACUCGUCAUCGAGCUCCCAGCACUAUCAGCAGCCGAGUUCUUAUCCGUCGACAGCUGCCGGCUACGCUCAGCCACAGUUGUCCGGCUACCAUUCCCAGCUCCAGCCGAAGAACUCAACCUCCGGUUACUACUCGCAGAGCAAUCGGUCUCAGCCCUACGCGGUUCCUCCGGUUUCAGCGCCUUCGACGGCCAACCCCGGCGGCCAGUACGGUGCUCAUGGCAAGUCGAUCGCCUACAACGGAGUCCAAGAUGCUGGAAGAAGGAAUUGCCCGGAGGCUGAACGGCCGUACGGGGUUCAGUCCUACCAGACACCGGUAUCGGUUCAGCGGACCUCGAAUACUCACAAUCUCCCACCGAUCGCCACCCUGUCCUAUCAUUACGACAGAAACUCGCGUGAAGCCUUGUCCAAGGCCCAACCGAUGCACAGGCAGCAACAGCGACCCCAGUCUUCGAUUACGAAGAAUUCCUCGACGACCGGUUUAACGCCGAAUCCGGCGAGGUUGUCCGACUAUCCGGUCGCCGUGAACAACCAGCAUGCCAACGGGAACGUCGUCACCUCGGCAAGUUCCAUGUACAGCAGGGUCGGUGGACAGCCCGGGGUCUAUCCGAGGUACGCCACAACCAUGGCGCCCAGUCAUCACGGCAGCAACGCGACCAGCACCACCGUGACGUCGAACGGUGCGCCAAUUUCCAACAUACCGACCGUCCCGACGCCGAUGUCGUCGACCAUCGUCAAUCCUGGCUACCCGAGCCGGUCUGGGGGUCGGUCUGUCAAUCCGUAUCCCUUGACGCCGCACCAACCUCAGGAGAAUUACGCCUACAAGGAUUACCCGAGCGCGUCGACAGCCUACCCAACGUCCACAGUCGUCAGCCAGUCCGUCCCUCCCCCUUCGAGUCCCAGCACGCUUCAGACCAACGGGGCGCCGACGUCGAACAGAAAACGAGAGUCGCCGUUGGAUCUCUCGCUCAGAACGAUCAAGACCCCCGCGGACUCCACGGCCCAGGAUGACCCGGAGGCCUCCUGCAGCGGGGACAAAAUCGUCAGCAGCUCCAACGCCGCUUCGUCGAGAAACGCCGGGAGGACCGUACUCGUGCCUCCGGGUGCCGCGUAUCCGGUAUACGACGGGCGGAGCUUCGGACAUUCCCGAAGCCCUGCUUCCGGGGUCAGGGCUUCCACUCCUCUGCAAACUGUCCGCGCGCCGAAAGUCGAUUUCUUACCGAACUUCAGCUCGACGCCCCUCCACCACCCGGCGCAUGAGAGCAACUCGCUUCGCAGGAGCAGCUCACAUAUAUACGCGCCAUCGCCGCGUGUUAAUCCAGCGGCGGUUGCCCCUCUGCCCAAUAUAGCGACCUUCAAGAAAGCUCCCGCUGCCCCGUCCUCGUUGCCGUACGAAAAGAACCCACCCUAUCGCGUCGGGAACGUGGCACGCCCCAGGUACGCUCCGGUGAUGGAACCCGGCGGUAACGCGAUACGUCACCAGGAGUAUACGUCCGAUCUCAGCAAGUACCAUGUCGACAGGAACAAGAUGGCUCAUGUUCAGCCGUCAGCAUACGGCAGGGACAGACAGCCGGCAACCAAGAGGACCGCGGCCGAUCCGACGCCCUAUACCGGGCUCAGCAAACAACCGCGUGUUGAAAAGUGGCGGCAGUCGAUAGACCAACAAAUAGAGCAAAGACUGUCCAAUGCGCUUCAAGAACGCCAGCGUCAGGAGAUGAGCUUGAACGCACCCGUUUCCAAUGGCGUCAAUUCCGCCGUCGUGCCCGCCGGCUACGAUCAACGCCGCGAAAACAACAGUGCGUAUAAUUACUGUGAUAAAAGGAAUUAUCCGGAAAUCAAGGGUGCUGCCAGGGGCUCCUUUGCUCCAGCCUCACCCGCCGUCUACGGAAAUCAGGGUGGAACCCCAAGAGUCACUGGACACUCACAUAUCCCUCAGUCCUCGGGGCACCAGAAUUUGUAUUCCGCGGGAUACCGACACGGUCAGGGACAGCAUGCAAGCUACCGAGUACCUGCUUCUCAUGUUCCUAAUUCUGGACCGAACGCGGAACAGCCCAGCAACGCGGGGACCGACAAGAAACGGGUACUCAGCCUCCUCAGGAACAGUUUGGAAAAUAAACAACAGCGGGAGGAGCAGCUCAGCAACAGCCAGCAACCAAUACUCGCCAAUUACAAUCAGCCAAGCUUUCAGAAUAAGGUCGUCACACCAGUCGAGCCCAAAACCAACAUUGGAAGACAUAAUCUCUCCCCCUUCACCGCUGCUAGUCUUCUCGAAAGGAACAGCACCACUCCACCUCACUACAAAUUUCACGUGCCAAGGGCGGUCGACUCGAUUAUCCAGGAACCCUCUCACAGUCUGUACGGCACCAGGGUUAACUCAUCCGCCACUAUACCUGGCAAAGAGGCCAACUCGAUGACGAGAGGUAUCGAAAACCAGAUUCAUCGUGACAAGGACGAUGGAUUAGCGGCUAUAUUGGCAGCCCGAAUACGAACUAAAGCUGAAUUGAAACAGGUGUCAGCCGGCCAGUUUGGCGCUAAACCGACGGUGGCGUCAUCCCAGGAGAUCUCGGCAACACCGAAAGACAUUGAAAAUGGAGCUUCCACAUCAACGCCCCAGUCCGGUUCUUCUGGGGGAAGCCCUCCCAAGCUCACUCGCGAACAGGUGGCUAGUCUUCCGCCCCGAAGGCGGUUGUUCUCAAGGACCGACGAGGAUUUACCUGUUGCGGCAACUAUUCCAGCUCCGGCGCCAACCCCAGCCAAAGCUUCGGUCGUACCGCCGAGAGCUAGCGGAUUCCGAAGCUCAUCAGAAACCUCGGUGUUUGACUUCAGAGAGAGUGACUCCGAGGGUGAAAUGCCGGUUUUGGAGAGACAGACGCUGGAAGAAAUGCGAAGGGACAGAAGGCAACUGUCGAAGGUCCAGCCACCCGUACCGCUCAACAACGCGAUGUGCAUGAGAAUGGCUUCGUCGUCUGACUUAGUGAAGAUAGAACUCAAGGAAAAUGACAAAAUCAUCGAACCAGACUCGUUCUGGUCGACAACCUGUGAUAAGUUUAUGGAACAGCUACGAAGUGGCGAUGUCACAACGAAAAAACGUGGCAGACGGAAGAAGGGAGAGUCCGGUUCGGGUUCGGCGACAAAGCUAGAAACUGAUUCCGCGUUAAAUUCGGACGCGGAAUCGGCGCCUAGGCUCGAAGUGAAGCCUGAAGACAUUAAGCAAGAGGUACCAGAUGUGCCAAGCGAAACUGUGAAGAUCAAAGAGGAGGUGAUCGAGGUGAAAACCGAGAACGACUGCCUCGAAAAUUUGGAAAUCAAGACUGAACCCGACGAAUCAGAUAUUAAAACGGAGAAGGUUGAAAAAAUCGUGGAACGAGAUUCGGACGAGUUGCCACUAAUUCAAAGAGCGGCGCGAAAGAAUUCUACGAAGAUCGAGAGUGACGGGGAAGAAGAGAUCGUCGGAAGGAAGAAGAGAUCUCGUCGUGGUAGUAGGAUAAAACUUAUCUCAUCUAGCGGCAGCGAAAGCUCGAGCGAAGAGAGUGAAGCAAGCGCUGAAUUCGGCCAUGGUUCUUCGGUAGCUGAUAGAUUACGUGCCAGAAAACGCUCGAGUGCGAAUGCGGAAACUGAAGGUAUGAAGUUGCGCUCGCGAGAUACGACGCCGCACAAGGCCCCAAAGGAUAAGGAGGGAAAGUCGUCACCGGCAAAGGGCAGUGUGUCGCAAAAAGGUAAACCGAAACCAUUGUUCGGCGAUGGAAGCGACUUCAGACCGGGUUGGGAGGAUGAGGUUUACGUUUAUAAAAAAUCGCUAAGAAUGCCAACCAGGUUAAUAACCGUUUCGAAGCCAUCCAGGUUUCAUAGGUUGUCAACUUCACUUCCGGAUCUCGAUCCGGGAUCACCGGCACUCUCUGUAUCGAUGGAAAGCACCGAUAACGAACGAAUAAGAAUAUCAGACAGCGACUUGGAGUCAAACUGUAGUUUCAGUCUUGCUGGACUGGAGAGCAAAAUCGACGAUGAAGAAGCAACUUCCUCAACGACAAUGUCGUGUCCAACGAAAUCGACCCGACAGACUCGAUUGGAAAAUAAUUCCAUCAUCGACCUUCUCGCCCAGAAAGUUGGUACUAGUAAAAAAGAGCAGAAACGAAGGGCCAAGGAAAAGUUGAUCAAAUGCCCUAAGAUUCUUCCAAAAGGUAGGAACGAGCCAGAGCUGCUUGCCACGCCGAGUUUGGCGCCUCUUUUAUCGAACGACCUAGCAACGACGCAAAAGACGAAAGGCAAGACCCCUGUCAAAAGUAACAAGUCACCGAAACCAAUAAAAGUGACGAACUCCUGUCUUUUGGGAUACUUUCGUAAACAGACUGUUAAUAACUUUAGAGAUGCUUUUAAGAAUAAUCACACUCUGCCCAAUGAAUUUUCGACGUUCGUUUUGAAGAGCCGAACGAGAACAGAGACUCGGGUUUUGAAGAAACAGGCAACGAUUAGAGCAGUCUUCGGGGAGGAUAGACCAGCGUCUGCGCCGCCGAUGCAAAAUCACGGAGACACUUCGCAAGACGAUGACGAUUCGCAAAAUGAAACGCAAGAAUCCAAGCCAGGAAAGUCACGAACGCUGAAGCAAAAAGUCGUGUCUCGUCUUAAAAGUGCUGGAAUAUUGAGGAGUAACAAAGCACUAAUGAAUUCCAAGCUACAUCUAUUAAAUCCUAAGAAACGUAACAACCUAUUGAAAUCUUUGGCUAAAAAGAAGUUCCAGCAUAUAAAGAAGGAGAAAAUCCAGAAAGAAGAUGAAACGAAACAAGAGUUGGACGAGACAAGUGAAAUGCAGGAAACCGAGAGCAACGGACCCGAAGUCGAACCGGAGAAUGCCGACGAAAUUGGGGUACCGAGUAAAAAGAGGCUGAAAUUACGUACUGGCCGACGAAAAUUUCGUUCUGGAUUUGAUUACAUGCGAAAGAAAAAGAAACCAUUGAAAAAAGACGACGUUACAUCCAAGGAUAGGAAACGAUUUUUCCAGCAAACUGUGCCUCGUCCAAGUCCCGAAUCCGUCGCUGAUAUACAAACGGAAAUUAGAACAUGGGUCAUCAAGAAAGGCGUGGGUGAAACCAUCCUUCAUCGGGCUGCAAGGCUUGGAUAUACGGAUGUUGCAGCAUAUUGCUUGGAAAAGUUGAACAAUCCACCAAGCCCUAAGGAUAAUGCAGGAUACACACCCCUCCAUGAGGCAUGUUCGAAAGGACAUCUAGAAAUUGCUAAACUUCUACUUGCCUAUGGGGCAAAUGUUAGCGAAAGCGCCAAUGGGGGGAUAAGACCACUACACGAAGCUGCAGAGAAUGGGGCAACCGAACUUGUCAGAUUGCUGCUUUCAUACGGUGCUGAUCCGUUGUUGGCUACCUAUGCUGGCCAGACUCCCUUGAUGCUGGCCUCGGACACAGACGCAUAUUUGAUCCUCGAACAACAUCUAGACGACGUACAAGGACGUCCUGCUGCUCCAUGGAGUUUCGCAGGUCCGUCAUCAAUUUUUGAAUCUAAUUGGUUUACAGAUCUUGAGCCGACAGGCUACAGUCCAUUAAGCGAACCUCCCAUGGAUAUUCCAGAGCCCGAACUUGAAGAUAUCGAAAUGGAAGUGAGCGACGUUAACUUACCAGUGCUGUAUUCCCUUGCCAACGACCCCGACAAAUGGGUACUUCUGCAAGACUUGACAGCAGUGUUACGUGUGAAGAGUAGGGAUGCUCUGCUUCGCCAAGUUAAUCCAAAGGCUCCUGCCGGACCGCCGGCGGUAGCUCACCGUGACGUUAUGCGAGAAUUAAAGCUUCCAGAUUUUCUAGAACAGUCUCGAUGUUGUCAUCUGUUGAGUGGCGGCGAGAGAAUAAACGUGCGCGCCUCCAAAGUAACGCUUAUUAAGUACAAUGAUAAAGUGAAGUCACUUCUUAACGUUGAACGAGUCGUGAUUAGCUCAAGGUGACAGGAGGUGCCACUGGGGCAAGACACCUGUCUCCAGGCUAGGCCGUCGACUUCAAUCGAAGAUGAACUUAUAUCAAUGAAAGUUGAUGAAAAGAGAACUUUAUCCUGUCUUGGAUUCAAGCGGGAAAGACAUAAAAGAAUUAAACGACAAACUAAACGAAACUUGUUAGGGUGAAUGAAUGUGAGGCCUGAAAACUAUUGGUCGAUGAACGGUGCAACACAUGUAACAAUUUGGAUGUGUAUAAAGUGACUUCCACCGAAAUAUUCAUAUUGGAGCAUUCUGGAUCUCACGAGCAUUAUGAAAUGGGCAAUUUAUAUGAAUAUACAUUGAAAAACUGUUACAAUGAAUAAUUAUAUCGCAGCAUAUUGUCGGUAAUAGUGCAAUGCUGACGAAUGAUAUAUUAUGUGGGUAGUAAACGAAGUGUAUUAUUAUAGUUUUCAUUUUUCAUACAAUUAGAAGUGAGGACAACAAAGCAGCAACCUGUGACAUUAUAUUAUUAGAGUAUUUAUUGGAGAUAUAUAUCCGUCGGAUGAUAUUUUAAUAAAAUGCCUGUUACGGCUGUUUGAAUAAAAAUUUUAAUCUAUUGCUUUUAGGAGAAAACUGCCGUCUGGACAUUAGAUAAUCCAGAAUAUAUUCAACAAGGGAUAUCAGUUAUGAUUUGCUGUUUUAUAUUCAUGUAAACUAUGUACGUAGUAUGUAUAUCAGUGCAUAUUCUCAAUGACUAAAAAUCAUACUAAAUACAUAUUUCCUUGUUGAAAUACCUCGAAUAAGCCAAUUCUAUAAGAGUUGAACAAAGAAAGAAAGAAGAAAUGAGGCAUGGUUACUAUUUUAGUAGUGCAAAUACUGUUAGAAGAAAAAAUAAUAUAAUAAAUAAAUCAAUGAAUAAGAUUAUUACGUUACCAAUUUUUAAUUUAACUUCAAUUACUUCACUUGCAAUGUUCGUCAAGUACACAUAAUUAUGUAUUUAUAAAAUUUGUUUACCGUUGAUGAAUUAAUUUUCAAAUGUACAUACGUGUAUUUGCCUAAAAGCUAAGGGGCAUUUAUGAAUUGGGAAGUGCAAUCGGGAAAAGUGAUUCUUUUUGUGUUAAUACUCUUGGGUAGACUGAUAGCGCAAUCAUAAAAACGCAACCGAAGUAGACAAGCUAUUUCGUUGGAUGGCAAUACUAAAAUCACAAUAUAAAAAUGUUCUCUGUGCAAUAAGAUGACCAGCUAUAAUCUAUUUUGAACUAAUUCGAAUCAGAUAUUACGUUGGAUAAAUUUUUUUUUUUCUACUUAAAAUAAAAAAUUUUAUUUCUAACGUUUUGAAUGUAUAAAAUAAUGGUGUAUUUAUUAUAUAGAAAAAUGUAUUACUUUGAUUGCAGAAAUCGGUACGCUUGCAUUGAAAAUCAUUCAAAUAUAAUCGAUCUACGUACUUAUUAUUCUACUGCGUGCUGCAUUUCAACCUCGCAGUUACCGUUAAAUGUCAGUGGACUCAAAAAGUGCGACACAAUGCUUUGUAUGCACUCAAAGACUUAGUUACUAAUAUUAAUAAAUAACAGCCACAGAAAUAGUUAUUCAGACGCAGUAAAUGCAUAUUUUAAUUGUAAUAAUCAGUCUCAGGGAAAAAUCUAUGUGUAUUAUCAAAUUAUACGCUGUAAUUUAGAAAGUAUGUAUAAUCAGAUGGACAUUGUGGGCCAUUGUGUGUGAGCAUAAUUGGUUCAUAUGUUAUUAGAUCAUUGUGUUGCUUUGUUAAUGGAUUAAUUUCCUGUCAUUUCACACUGUAUCACCGUCUAUCUGAGAAUACAGAUUGUGUGUAUACGGUUCAUUAGGUUUAAGAGCCAUAACUAAUUACACCUGUAUGACAGUGUAUGUCGAUGUACAUAUUGGAUGUUUUAAAGAAAAUAUAAGUUGGAGAGUAUCUGAAGACAAAUAUUGAUUUUCAGCAAAUUUCUUCUUAUGUGAAAUUAUAAUGUACGUAUUGUAUGUAUCUAUUAUAGUGAAAGUAAAAUUGAAUAUAAGGGUAGACGCAAUGUUUCUAACAUAAGUCUCUUGUUGUUAUUGUAAAGUGUAAUAGCGGUACGUAGAAUAAACUAUGGUUGUAAGCAAAGUAUGCAGGGAAGCCUCUGUAUAUGUACAUAUUUAGAAUUAAUGUAAUCGCUUUUUUAUUGUACCAUAUAUACAUAACGAACAAUGAUUAUUAUUAUCA
Neodiprion fabricii is the source of this 10872-nucleotide messenger RNA. RefSeq lists its product as uncharacterized. Gene Ontology annotation, molecular function: protein binding; transcription corepressor activity. The record is from RefSeq and is a predicted model, not a curated record. The transcript is spliced from 12 exons. Bases 1341 to 8687 code for a protein of 2448 amino acids. Lineage: Eukaryota; Metazoa; Arthropoda; Insecta; Hymenoptera; Diprionidae. Gene Ontology annotation, biological process: negative regulation of transcription by RNA polymerase II. Gene Ontology annotation, cellular component: nucleus.